Messenger RNA from Fulvia fulva, 300 nucleotides. RefSeq lists its product as uncharacterized. NCBI's taxonomy places the organism in Eukaryota, Fungi, Ascomycota, Dothideomycetes, Mycosphaerellales, Mycosphaerellaceae. The transcript has a single exon. The coding region runs from base 1 to 300 and encodes 99 amino acids. The record is from RefSeq and is a predicted model, not a curated record.
AUGGCACCUGCGAGUUUAUACGACCUUGUUGUGACUGGCCGUGAGCUGCAGUAUGUUGCGAAAGCAGCCAACGGUAAGCUCAAACUUACGUCGACAUCUACCGGACCAACUGCUCACAACGUCAACGGACGGGAACUGGUAACGACGAUCUUUACAGUCGACUGCCAUGGACAAAUUGGCAUAGUGAAUGAAGGUAUUCUCUAUAGUCUGAAAAUCGAUUUGGAGACUGCAGCUCUAAGUUUCUCUCCCGGGCUCACUCCUCAAACAGCAGUGUCAUCGCACUGGACCUCGACAACCUAA